Molecule: messenger RNA, 558 nt
Organism: Gekko japonicus
Lineage: Eukaryota; Metazoa; Chordata; Lepidosauria; Squamata; Gekkonidae
Gene: MAJIN
Product: chromosome unknown open reading frame, human C11orf85
Exons: 8
Biological process (GO): homologous chromosome pairing at meiosis; meiotic attachment of telomere to nuclear envelope
Cellular component (GO): nuclear inner membrane
Molecular function (GO): DNA binding
Source: RefSeq, a predicted model, not a curated record
AUGACACAAGUUUGGAAUUCUGAACAGACCUCUUUAAAACCUUUUACUUUUCCGGUGCCUGAGACAAGAUUUAUUCAUGCAGGACUGAAUGUGUACAAAUUUAAGAUCAGAUAUGGCAACACGGUUAGGGAAUAGGAAAUAGAAAACCCUGUUGUGGUCACCCAGAAAAUGUCCGAGGCCAUCCGAGUAAUACUCGGGAACCUUAAUAGUUUACACCCAUUUGCGACUGAACACUUGGUCGUGUUUCCUUAUUUAAGUAAAUGGGAAAAGGCGUCAGACCUGAGAUUCAAGCGUGGUGAUGCGUUUCUUUUCCCCUAUCCCUAUGUCUGCAUUGUCUACACAGAAUUAAAUUCAAGACAGAAAAGGUUAUCUCUGGAUGAAACGGGAUACAGGGAUGCCUGUAACUUUGCUGACAGUGCAGGUGAACCGAGUGGGCACGUGGACCCAGAGAGAGCUGUGAAGUGGAGCAGGCAGGAAGGCACGGCAGAAACUUCACAUCUACAGCUCUGUCAUGACAGGUCAGUGAUGAACCGCCUAAACAGCUUUCUGAGUUGUUAG